This is a messenger RNA of Ostrea edulis (European flat oyster), 1131 nucleotides long. RefSeq lists its product as uncharacterized. Lineage: Eukaryota; Metazoa; Mollusca; Bivalvia; Ostreida; Ostreidae. The transcript has 4 exons. The record is from RefSeq and is a predicted model, not a curated record. Bases 44 to 958 code for a protein of 304 amino acids.
UAAUUUGAACUUAGAUUUUUUUUUUCGUUUAUAAACAACGAGUAUGAUUCAUCUUAUUUCUGCGUAUGUUUGGUGUAGCACAUUUCUUUUGAUCGGGGCGAGUGGUGACGGAAUUUGUUCAAAAGGAAUCAAUGUAGACGGUCCACCAGAAUGUUGUGCAAACUUCUACAAUGUGGGGAAUGGGUGUAGAGAGUGUCCUCCUGGGUAUUACGGAAAGAACUGUUCCAAUCCAUGUCCGACACCAGAAUAUGGAAUGAGUUGCAAUUAUCGCUGUGACAAUUGUUCAAACUGUAAUCACAUAUAUGGAUGUGGAGACGCUACAGAGGCGGAGACAAAUACAGUGGAUCAUUUCAUGUCCCCAGGGUCUACGGUGAAAGUUACAGAAAAUGCAACGUAUGAAGGAAAUGGUAACGAGACGUCUGAGUUUCACAUCAAUGUUAUUUAUACAGCAAUCGUAAUAACAUCCGGGACACUAAUAUCCUUGGUGAUACUGCUAAUAGUUAUAGGUGAAAUAUGUAGAUACAAGAGAUCUUCAGGUCUUAGGGAUGCAAAUAAAGUGUCAUGUAGAACACAUGAAGUAGACGAAACUUACACAGAAAUUAAUGAGUUCAUGGUUAAUGUAGCUUUACCCGAGGAUAAUGAGAGUACAGGUUCAAACAAAUGUAUCAGUAACGGACAUCCACCUUUCACUGAGAUAGAGGAAACAGCAUGUGAAGAAUAUGUUUAUAGCACUGUAUGUAAAGAAAAAAUUCUUUCAGAGGAUAAAAUCAGACCACAAUUUAAUGUAAACAGUGUUCAAAAUAGCAAAGAGAAGAACAACCAGGAAUCGGAUUUUGACUUACAAAGCAACACAAGCUCUGUGAACUGUUUUGGAUUGAAGUAUUUGAGUGACAGUUUUGAUAUCCUUUAUGCUGAUGAUGUUUUUGUAAAUGAGAAAACUGAAUCGACGUAUUUCUGAUAUUGCAUGGGAAUUAAACCUUGUUUGAAUAUCUUAACAAGUUAAUGAAAAUGAUUUAAACUUUAGCGCACAUGGGAAAUACAAACUGAUGUAGUUUUGUUUUCAGGAUCUCCACUUCUUAAUAUGUAUUCAAUCAUUACCACCCUACGUAUCCAAUUAGGUAUAUUCUCCCC